Molecule: messenger RNA, 3877 nt
Organism: Micropterus dolomieu (smallmouth bass)
Lineage: Eukaryota; Metazoa; Chordata; Actinopteri; Centrarchiformes; Centrarchidae
Gene: rcan3
Product: regulator of calcineurin 3
Exons: 5
Coding region: 193-903 (236 amino acids)
Biological process (GO): calcium-mediated signaling
Cellular component (GO): nucleus; cytoplasm
Molecular function (GO): calcium-dependent protein serine/threonine phosphatase regulator activity; nucleic acid binding
Source: RefSeq, a predicted model, not a curated record
ACCGACUCAUCUGACAGCAGUCUCCAAAAAUACCAUAGCAGCCUCCAUCUGUGUGAUUAAACAAAGUCACCUGAAAGUCCUGCUUUUAGUCCACUUAGAAUGGGUCGUUUUGGCCGUUUUCACUGACAGUAGUGAGUUCCCAGACUCUGUGAUCCCCACCUGCCUUUCAGCCGCCUCCUAAAAGGCUCCAACAUGCUGCGAGAAAGCUCCAAGGUGUGGAGCAAUAGCUCAGAGGCCUACAGCAGCGAUCCUGAGGAGGACGAGGAGGAGGAAGAGUACAUGGUGUUUGGGGAGACUGAUCAGGACGGCACGAUGGAGGAGAUGAUGGAUCUGAGCGACCUACCCACGGCGCUCUUUGCGUGCAGCGUCCAUGAAGCGGUGUUCGAAGAGGACGCACACAGGGAGAGGUUUGAGGCGUUGUUUAGGAUCUAUGAUGAACAAACGAAUUUCCAGAUGUUCAAAAGCUUCCGGAGAGUCCGGAUCAACUUCAGUACCCCAGAAGCUGCUGCCCGCGCUCGCAUCGAGCUGCACGAGACAGAGUUCAACGGCCAGAAGCUCAAACUCUACUUUGCCCAAGUCCAGAACGGUGACGAGAACGUUGACAAAUCGUACCUGGCCCCUCCCCAGCCCGUCAAACAGUUUCUGAUCUCGCCGCCUGCCUCGCCUCCUGUGGGCUGGAGCCAGAGCGAAGACGCUACGCCCGUCAUCAACUACGACCUGCUGUGUGCAGUAGCCAAGCUAGGACCUGGUGAAAAGUAUGAGCUACAUGCGGGGACAGAGUCCACCCCCAGCGUGGUCGUCCACGUGUGCGAGAGCGAGACGGAGGAGGACGAGGCGGUGCGGCCAAAGCAGCAGAUUGUCCAGACCAGACGCCCAGACGGACCCCCCAAAGUCUUCAACUAGAGAGGCCUCCCCCCAACACCGGCGCGGCCCCCAACCGCCCCUUAAACCCGUAACACACCUGCCCUCUCUCUCUCGUCUCUGCACUCACAGAGAGCGUUGAUGCCCCUCAUUUCAGUUCAACUACAAGCAAAAACAAACCAACAAACAUUGCUCGAAGACGGUGUUUGUGGGGAGCGUGGCGAUGGAAUGAGGCGGCUUGAAGGGGAUGGAUGAGAAUCACACACACACUCAUCACAUUCUGCGGACAGCGUGGGGAGCAGCGGGCAUGCUUGCCUCCACCCCACCAACCCCACUCGUUUUCAGCAAGAGGGGUCGAAAUACCUGUCCCAAUGCAGGCACCUGUCACUUAUCACACACACUCAGCUCUCAUUGCUAGUCCUGCUCAAUAGCUUGCUAGUUAGGUAGCUUGUUAGCUUGUACCUCUCCUUUUGUCUCACAGUUUGCGUGUACAAUAAUCUUCGGUUGAGGUACAGGCGAGACCUCUAAACAAAGACUUUUUUUCUUCUUUCAUUUUUUUUUACAAUAAAUUGUGUUUUCAGGUUAUAUAUAUAUGUCUAUUUUUUCUUUUUUUUCAUCCAUUUUCAUAUCUGCUGCAUAUUUGUCGCUUCAGCUUGCAUCAAGAUUGAGUGUGUGAUGUUUCCGCUCUUGUCUGCAUGUAUAUACUGUAUUACAAAAAAAAUGUACGUACAGAAACACAAAUACUUACAAGAUAUAUUUAAAAAAAGGAACCUAUUUAACAUCACACACAGCACGAAGCGCCAUAUGUGACUAACAACGUUGUGGUGGUUGUUUGACUUUUUCGCUCGUUUUGCGCUUUUAGUCUUUUUUGUUUGGAGAGGUGUUGUUUUUUGCUGAACUACUAGAUGUGUAUUCUUACUAUGUAUUUGAUACCCCCAACACUUUUGCAUGCUUAGUUACUUCUGUAGAUGAGGAGCUGAAGUGUUUUUUAUUGUUGUUUGUGAUGACAGGAAAAUAGUGUGACUAGAGCUUUUGACGCAGGUGCGAGUUUAAAGUGACGUCUUGGGGGCAAGAUUCACAGUUGAGUCUUCAACUUGUUGGCAAAUUUGCAUUUGUCGCUUUCGUUGGGAUUUGAUGGAUCAGAGACAGUUCAUCCCCCUCAUUUCCUUAAAGGGGUUUGGGAUGCUGAUUUUAUUUUUCUGAUGCUGUUUGAUGUAAUUCACAUCUUUAAUGUCUUGGUUAUGUUGUUUGAUCAAACCCACUUUCUAUGUGUCAGGUUUUCUUCUGAAACCAACUACUGCUUGUUUUGCACUGAGUAUCUCUUGAGAUCUCCAAGCAAGUGCGGGGCUCUCGACCGUCCCCUGCUGCGCACCAGAAUACUGCGCUGCUUCUCGCUGUAAAUAGCUGAGCAGUAGAUUUGCAGAAAUAGUCCUUUUAGAUUUUGUAGUUUACCUGAAAGCAUUUUGCUGAGAAAAGGGAAAAUUAGGUAAUCUCAUGAGGUUUCAACCAAAGCAUUCACUCACCUCAUAAUGUCAUGACAACUUGAGAAUUUUCUUACUCAAGAGACACUGGUGUAUAUUGUUAAAGUGAGCAGAAAGAAAUAAUCCCCAACACAACUGCAGUACAUUUUAUUGCAUUAUUUUUUAUUUUAUAUUAGCACAUAUACUAUUUUUUUUUUCAGUAUCUAAUUCAGUGGAAACUACAUCUCCACUGAAUAGCAUGAACUCUUUACUUAAAUACUUUUCCUUUGCUUUGAUUAAUUCUCCCCACAUCUCAAAUGAUAUCAGUGUUUCACCUACUCCUUGAAUGAAAUAUUUCAGUGCUUUAGAAGCAACAUGAGCAAAGCUUCCUUACAGGGGUUUUUGGGUGUCAGCGGUGAGUCUAAAUCUUAUUUGUCAUUAGGCAGCAGCAUGAAAUCUGAAAAUGCAUUUUUGCUAUAUAACAAUAAUUGUAAGCAAAAGACAAGUAAGUCUGCAUGUGAGCACUUUAUUGUCAGUGUUUUGUUUGUUUCACAUAAAAUACUCUUUCUUGAGACAAAGUAGGAAGCACAUUGCAUUUCUUCUCUGUUUCUUUCUUGUGUUUUUUUUCUUCUUUUAUCUCAAGCUGAACACCUGGUUAGCCUUUUCACCAGCAUAUUGCAGUGAGUGAAACACUCCACUUCCUUUUUGCUAGAGUGAACCUCGGAGAAUUUCAGGCCUUUUGGAUCUAUGGGAGUGUACUACUGUAAAGAUGUAAGACAGUGCUGCACCAUUGUAGGUUUCAAAUGCGGCAGGAUGACACUGCAAAACAAAUUCAAUGUCUUUGUUUUCGUGUUUGUCCACAAGAAACAUUCAUCUUACCUUCUGAGAAAGUUAAGCAGCUCUUUGAAAUGCACCAUGUUGGCAGAGUGCAGUUUUAUUGGCACUUAAGUAAAACUGUCUCGGUUAUCUACGCAGACAGCAGAUUGGUGGAACUACUGAGGUGGAUUGUGAUAAAGGGAAAGGAGCCAGCAGCAGGAGGAAGACACUCGUGAAGAUUUUUUUACUCUCUGUGGUCAUGGUGUUUAAAACUGAGUGCAUUUUGGUCACAGUUGAAAUGAAAAUGUAUAUUUAUGUACAUAUGCCAAGUGUUUUUUUUUUGUUGCUGAGGCCAGUCCCAGUGUGCAGUUUGUUACAGCUUCUCUUGGCAAUGUUAUAAUGGAAAAAAAAAUUAAAAUUGUGUAACAAUAAGUCCUCAAGAUGCUCGAUCAAAACCAACUGUCAGUGUGUUGUGUUCAACAUGGACUCUGUUUGAAUGUUUCUUUUUUUUCUGGGGAACGUCUACUAAAAAGGUCAAUAUUAAUGUUUGUCACUGUUGUACUGUUUCUGUUGAAAUAUGAAUAUUGUGUCUUGUAUUGUAGGAAUCCAGAAAACAAAGUAGCAAAACAAGCAAUAAUUUACAGUUCUAUAAUACCGGUAUGUGUAUUUUCAUGUUCUGUACUUAUUUCUCAGAGAUGGUCUCUGUCUCUUACAGUAUCCGCUUCUAUUUGUGUAGUAUA